AGUGUUUACUUCCGGGGUUUCUGGCAGGCACAUUUCACAAAAAAAAAAAGAAAAAAAAAGCUUUCAAUUGAUCUACCUUGCUAAUAAAAUACAAGCAACAGUGCAUCCACAAUAUGUCAAAAAUGCAAUUGCUCAAUAUGUUUCUGCGCGAGCGAUUGACAGCGGCUGCUGUAGAGAUUUUUGGAGUAGUGGAAAAGACGAUAGUGGAGUAUCAAGAAGAAAUCACCCGUUCGAAAGAGGAGAACGAACGUUUACAUAAAAUGUUGGAUAUGGUCAUUAAACCUCAAGUCAAGUUACAUAGAGCAGACCCUAGGCAGCUCCAUGUCUCUGAAGAAGAGGUUCCCCUUGAGCAGGAGUGGAGCAGCCCCAUUCUGCGGCAAGAAAGUUCAGAGCCCACACAAAGUACAGAGGAACAGGACCUCAGGACCAAUCUGGGAGAAGAGCAACUGCAAGGGCCUGAGACUCAUGGUCAUAACAUAGAGUUUGUGUUCACACCUCCUUGUGUGAAAAGUGAUUUUGUUCAGGACCCUUGGCCCUCACACCUUUUCCAAACCCAAAUUGUGGAGGACAAUGAGACUAAUAAUCUAUCGAGCACCCUAGUGGAACACAUUAAAACAGAACCCGAUGGAGGAGAGGGCUAUGGAGUAGUAACGAGUGACCCACAGCUCAUGUUUGCAGUAAACGCACACUGUUCUGCAGCUCCAAGUGAAAACAUGCAUGGGACAGAGAUUGAAGGCCCUCUGCAACGGAAAACAAAGACAGGAAGACCAUUCAGACAUAUAGGAACGCUGUCUGAACUUAAGAAGAGACGCGCUUUGUAUGAGCGAUUUCGAUGCCAUGUCUGUGGAAAAGGGUUCCCAGCAAGGAAUGGUCUGGGAGACCACAUGACGACUCACACAGGGGAGAGACCACACAGCUGUCACCUCUGUGGGAAAGGUUUCAAAGUGAAGAGUCAUCUGAAAGAGCAUAUCAGGGUUCACACAGGAGAGAAACCCUUUGUCUGCCCAGUCUGUGGGAAAGCGUUCAGGCAGGAUGCCCAUAUGAAAGGACAUUUGAGGGGGACUCACAAGGAGAAACCAUACAGAUGCCAUGACUGUGGCGAAAGCUUCAGUCAGAUGGGAGAACUGCAAAUGCAUAGGACAGUGUGCUGUCGUCCAUUUGCCCUGGGCCCAAAUUUGAUGUAACUUUCACUCCCUUAAUGCCUACGGUGACCAGGACGCUUUAGACUUGCAUCCAUGAUAAGGACCAUUCAAAUGUGUUAUUGAACAAACAAAGGAAGAAUGUUCUGUUCACAGAGUUAGAAAAGUUUGAGAGAGCAUCUCCUAUAUUUCUCAAAAUCUAUAAACGGGAGGGUGUUUCCAGAAAGCAUGUAGCAUAUGUGGUUGUCUGUAUGUGGUUCUUGGCAAGUUUCAGUGAGUCCCAUGAGAAAUAGUUGUCAAUUUAACUAGUUCUGUGGUACCUCAUAUUGUGUAAAUAUAUUUCAAAAAAUAUUUGAGUCCCUGAUUGAGAGGUCUGUGACCCAUUUUGUGGGCUGUGUCUAAUAUCAAGAAUAUUCUGUAUAUCUUGGAUAUAAUUUUUCCCCUCCUGUUAACUUUCUAUGUGUUUUUGUGAGAGUGGAAGGCAUUCUCAACUUUGGAGAAUCUCUCAUAAGAUGGGUAAAAGUAAUGUACAACAAUCCUUUAUGUAAAAUAAUAAAUAAAUGGUUACUUCCCUGAGAACUUUGAAUUGUCAAGAGGCGUAAAACAAGGUUGCCCUCUGUCACCAUACCUAUUUAUUAUGGCCAUUGAACUGUUAGCUUUAAAAGAUAAUAUUAAGGGGCUAAGAAUUAAGGGAUUAGAGACAAAAGUAUCAAUCUUCAACCUUGAAGGGCCUCGUUGAGGACCUGGAUAACUUCUCCAAUUUCUCUGGACUAAAACCCAACUAUGAUAAGUGUAUUAAAUUACGGAUUGGGUCUCUAAAAGAUAAACUUUAAAUUGCCAUGUGGUCUCCCAAUUAAAUGGGCUUGGUGUAUAUGUCCCGGAAAAGUUUAGCGAUCUUAAAGUUGAGCAACUAUUAAUUUUGAUCAAAAACGUAGAAUCUUGAAACCGUGGAGAGGGAAAAAUGUAUCCAUUUACGGGAAGAUUACCCUGAUGAAUUAUCUAGUGAUAUCGCAGUUUACAUAUUUAUUCUUGGCUCUACCGAUUCCAGGAGAAUCCUUUUUCAAAUAAUGCGUGAAAAAAAUAUUUCACUUUCACAAAUAUCAUACCCCCCCAAAAAUUAUAACCUCCCGUUCUUGUAAUGUCUUGGUGGUAUAUUUGUGUGUCUAACUUUGGUCAACACUGAGUUCAACUUGGGAUAAUCAGUACCACGAAUGUGGCUCACCUUUUAGCCAGGUACAUUUCUAUGGUAAUGAAUCCUUCAGAUCUAACCUGCGGGGCAGGCUAACUACAUUUCUCCUGAAUGAAGUGUCUGAGCCGUGAAUUGAGGACCAAUGAAAUCAGAUUCAUUCCGUCUCGCAAAGAUUGUGUCAUCAUCCACUUCAUUUGAGGAAGACAACUGAUUAAAUAUUGUAUUAAUGAAACAUUUUUGUUAGUAAAGUUUUUAUUUUAUUUCAACACUAAUUAAAAUGUGGCACUGACGUGCACAUGGAUUGAUGUUUCUGCAUUGUCUCAAUGAAGGGUUCGGCGUUCGACUAGCCACAUGCGACAUGCACGCGCAGUUACAAGCCGGCUAGAGUUAGCGGCAGGCGGACGAGCAAUAUCCACCGUAGUAGUACGGAUGAAGCCUGAGCUAGAAUGGGACGCUAACUGCAGCUGGCUAUCUUUAGAAAACCCUGAGUAGAUCUAGCUUGCUUCGUAGUAUACUCCUUCUGUUCAAAGAAUGUCAGUUCUCAAUUUGAGAACUAUGUUAGGAAAAUAUUGACUAUUAUUGAAGGGAAUUAACUUUGUGUCUACCUAUUAAUUAUUAUUAUUAAAACCAAUUUGUUCACUGAAAGUGUGCUUUGUUUCUCAAACAAACUUCAAAUUUGACUUU
Coregonus clupeaformis (lake whitefish) is the source of this 3012-nucleotide messenger RNA. RefSeq names its product zinc finger protein 227. NCBI's taxonomy places the organism in Eukaryota, Metazoa, Chordata, Actinopteri, Salmoniformes, Salmonidae. Bases 114 to 1184 code for a protein of 356 amino acids. The record is from RefSeq and is a predicted model, not a curated record. The transcript is spliced from 2 exons. Gene Ontology annotation, cellular component: nucleus.